Baudoinia panamericana UAMH 10762 is the source of this 798-nucleotide messenger RNA. RefSeq lists its product as uncharacterized. Gene Ontology annotation, molecular function: oxidoreductase activity, acting on NAD(P)H, oxygen as acceptor. The transcript has 2 exons. The record is from RefSeq and is a predicted model, not a curated record. Lineage: Eukaryota; Fungi; Ascomycota; Dothideomycetes; Mycosphaerellales; Teratosphaeriaceae. Bases 1 to 798 code for a protein of 265 amino acids. Gene Ontology annotation, cellular component: intracellular anatomical structure.
AUGAUCGAGAUCCCGAAGACAGACUCCUUGAAGGAGAUGCUCAACCUCAAGGGCAAGGUCGUCGUGGUCACUGGCGCCUCUGGCCCGAAAGGUAUGGGUAUUGAGGCGGCUCGCGGUUGUGCUGAGAUGGGUGCCGACGUUGCCAUAACCUAUGCGUCACGCGCUCAGGGCGGCGAGAAGAACGCGAAGGAGCUCAGCGAGACCUACGGUAUCAAGGCGAAGGCCUACAAGUGCCAGGUCGACAAGUACGAAUCAGUCGAGACCCUUGUGAAGGACGUUAUCAGCGACUUCGGCAAGAUCGACGCGUUCAUCGCCAACGCUGGUGCAACCGCCGACUCCGGCAUCCUUGACGGCACUGUCGAGGCCUGGAACCACGUCAUCCAAGUCGACCUCAACGGCACCUUCCACUGCGCCAAGGCCGUUGGCCAUCACUUCAAGGAGCGCAAGACCGGCUCUUUCGUCAUCACCGCGUCAAUGUCCGGUCACAUCGCCAACUUCCCGCAAGAGCAGACCUCCUACAACGUGGCCAAGGCCGGCUGCAUCCACAUGGCUCGCAGCUUGGCCAACGAGUGGCGUGACUUCGCUCGUGUCAACUCCAUCUCCCCCGGCUACAUCGACACCGGCCUGUCCGACUUCGUAGACCAGGAGACGCAGAAGUUGUGGAAGAGCAUGAUCCCGAUGGGUCGUGACGGCGAGGCGAAGGAGCUCAAAGGCGCCUACGUCUACCUCGUGUCCGACGCCUCCACCUACACCACCGGCUGCGACAUCGUCAUCGACGGUGGCUACGUCGUCAGGUAA